Molecule: messenger RNA, 5970 nt
Organism: Archocentrus centrarchus (flier cichlid)
Lineage: Eukaryota; Metazoa; Chordata; Actinopteri; Cichliformes; Cichlidae
Gene: ldlra
Product: low density lipoprotein receptor a
Exons: 18
Coding region: 206-2947 (913 amino acids)
Biological process (GO): receptor-mediated endocytosis
Cellular component (GO): signaling receptor complex; apical plasma membrane; plasma membrane
Molecular function (GO): hormone binding; protein binding; calcium ion binding
Source: RefSeq, a predicted model, not a curated record
GUUGUCAUACGCUACAGUUUGCAGAGCUCCAUCAUCAAGAACUUCCAGCAGGAGCAUCUCCGUUACAAAGAGGCAAAAACCACCGCUACAGGUGCAGGGAAGACGUCCUCCCCCCCAGCAGUCCCAUUAUUCCCAGUGUUACUAACAGGCUGAGAACUAAUCAGCACAGGCUUCCGUGGAGCAUCUUCCAGAGCAGCUGCGAAACAUGAAAUUGCUGUGUUGCGCCUCCCUGCUAUUCCUCAUCAACUCCGUGUUUCAAACAAAUGCACUGAUAACAUGUGGAACCAACCAGUUCCAGUGUGGGAAUGGGAGAUGUGUCACAGUGAGGUGGGUGUGCGAUGGCACCGAUGACUGUGGAGAUGGCACAGAUGAACUUCCUGGUACCUGUGCAAUCAAAACAUGUAAACCAACAGAGUUCAGCUGUGCAGACCGCCUUAACCAGUGUGUCCCCAGCGUGUGGCGUUGUGAUGGAAAAGCUGACUGUGAGAAUGGAGCUGAUGAGCUGAGCUGUGUGGCCAAGCAGUGCACAGACUCCGAGUUCCGCUGCAAGAGCGGCCAAUGCGUGUCGUCCUCUUUUGUGUGUGAUGACGACGUGGACUGCGAGGACGGCAGCGACGAGGAUUCCUGCCCACCCGUCACCUGCAGUGCCACUUCCUUCCAGUGCAACAACACAGUCUGCCUUCCUCACCUGUGGGCCUGCGACGGAGAUCCCGACUGCUCCGAUGGCUCAGACGAGUGGCCCGAGACCUGCGGAACAAAGGCUCCUGCCCUCGUGGGUAUUCACCACUGCUCCUCGCUGGAGUGGCGCUGUGGCAGCGGAGAGUGCAUCCAUGUUAGCUGGAAGUGUGAUGGACAGGCUGACUGCCUUGAUCGAUCCGAUGAAGCUGAUUGUGUUCAUGCCACCUGUCGUCCUGAUGAGUUUGAAUGCGGUGAUGGUACUUGCAUCCAUGGGACCCUGCAGUGCAACCAUCAAUAUGAUUGCAGGGACAUGAGUGAUGAGACUGGCUGUGUGAAUGCCACUCGCUGCGAGGGCCCAGCCAGGUUUAAGUGCCGCAGCGGGGAGUGCAUUAGCAUGGAGAAGGUGUGUGAUAAGCGCCGUGACUGCAGGGAUUGGUCAGAUGAGCCUCUUAGGGAAUGUGAUUCCAAUGAGUGCCUGUACAACAACGGCGGGUGCUCUCAUAUUUGCAAAGACCUGAAGAUUGGCUAUGAGUGCCUGUGUCCCUCUGGAUAUAGCCUAGUUGACAGAAGGCGCUGUGAAGAUAUUGAUGAGUGUGCCAACCCAGACACCUGCAGUCAAAUCUGCAUCAAUCAGAUGGGCAGCUACAAAUGUGAGUGUGAGGAGGGUUACCAAGUUGAUCUAGCAACCAAAGCCUGCAAGGCCAUUGGAACAAUAGCCUACCUUUUCUUCACUAACCGUCACGAAGUCAGAAAGAUGACUUUGGACAAAAGUGAAUACACAAGAGUAAUCCCUCGCCUGAAGAACGUCGUGGCUCUUGACAUGAACAUGGCCACCAAAGAGAUCUACUGGUCAGACAUGUCCCAGAAGAAGAUCUACAGAACCCCAAUGGACUCGGCUGAAGACUCCACUCAGCACCACAUAGUGAUCGGUAAUGACAUUGAUGCUCCUGAAGGAAUUGCCUUCGACUGGGUUCAUGGCAACCUCUACUGGACAGACAGCGUCCGCGGGACGGUCUCCGUUGUAACUGCUGAUGGUAGUCGUCGCAAAACUCUCUUCCACCAGGACUUAUCAAAACCCCGCGCCAUUGUGGUUGACCCCCACAGCAAUUUUGUUUACUGGACCGACUGGGGGAAUCCAGCUAAGAUUGAGAAGGCAGGUCUUAAUGGAGGAGACCGCACUGCGCUGGUCAUUGACAACAUUGUGUGGCCUAAUGGCAUCACACUCGACCUGUUAAACCAGCGCCUCUACUGGGUGGACUCUAAGCUGCACACCCUCUCCAGCAUCGACGUUCAGGGCGGUGGUCGCCGUACCCUCAUCAUUGAUGAACACAAACUAGCUCACCCACUGGGACUCACUGUAUUUGAGGAAAAAGUGUUCUGGACAGAUGUGAGUAACAGUGCCAUCCUCAGUGCCAACAGACUGACUGGUGAGGACAUUGUGCCAGUGGCGGAGCAUCUAUCAUCACCAGAAGACAUCAUUCUGUUCCAUAACCUCAAGCAACCUGCUGGAAGAGACUGGUGUCAGGUGUCCAAUGGUGGUUGUGAAUUCUUAUGCCUGGCAGCUCCUCAAAUAGGAAGACAUCCCCCCAAAUAUACCUGUGCCUGUCCAGAUAACAUGAUGCUGGACAGGGAUAUGAGGACAUGUGUACCUGCUGUGCCAACACCUGCAGCACCUGGGCUGACUCAAGUUCCACCUACAAGCUAUCCUCAUCUGGUGCCAGUGCCACCUAGGACCACACCCAGGACCAUACCUAAGACCACACCCAGGACUAUACCCAGGAUUACAUCCAGGACCACAGUGAAGCCUAAGGUCCACACCACCACCACAAUGCCUGUCGUAAUCCCCAGCACAGUGCUACGCAUUACCAAUCCUCCAAUCAGGUCCACCACACCCAAAGCAAGGACGACUUCGCCCCAUCCAGUGAAUCCUAAAAUCUCUCAGACCACCACACAAGCUCCAGUCACCUCUCCAGAUGUCCGGCAUAACUUUGCUGCAGCCCUACCCAACACAGAGUCUACCACCCCAAUAGCACUUUACGUGAUGUUACCUCUUGCAAUCAUUGGUCUGGUGGUUGUUGGUAGUGUUCUGCUCUGGAAGAACUACAGGCUGAAGAACACCAACACAAUUCACUUUGACAACCCCGUUUAUCAAAAAACCACUGAAGACCAAGUGCACAUUUGGAGGAGCCUUGAUGGUUACUCCUACCCAAAGAGACAAGUUGUAAGUUUGCAUGAAGAGGCAGACAAUCCAGUCUUUUUAGAAAACUGAAAAAAAGACCAGCAGAGUGGAAGGAGGAGCCUGAAUGAUAAACUACCUUCUUCAUCAUUUUUACCUCACACAGCACAAAGAUAUGGAGGUCAAAGCCUGUAUGUGACAACCUUAAACCACUAUAUCCUCAAAGGUGCACAGGUGUUCUACUGUGAACGUAGCAGAGUGAAUCAUUUUUUUUUUUUUUUUUUUAUCAAGGUGUACAUUUUUUCAUUCCUCACCAAAACAUACCAAAUCAUCACAUUGUGGAUUCCUUAAUCUUUUCAUUUUUACUUAUUAUAACGGUUAUGCUGGCAGUAUGAGUGGGGAACUCAUCGUUAUCAUCGUUAAAGGCAUUUAGAGUUGUAAAUAGCACACAGAGUGGCUGCUUUUGAUAAUAUUUUAUCUUGCAAUAUUUAUGAAUUAAAACAGCAGUUUGAGGAAAUAUUCACUAUUAUUUUUUUUUAGGUUAGAGUUGGAUGAAAAAGUUUAUAUUACAGUUACAUCUGCAAAUAAACUCAAAAGCUGUAGCCAGGAGGCAAUUAGCUUAGCUUUGCCUAAAGAGGAUAAGAAACGAUAAGACCAUUUAAAUAUGAAAUAUGAACGUGUUAUGGGUUUCUGUCUAUCCACACAAUAUGUUAACACAACAAGCUUUAGUUCUGUUUGGACAGAGUCUAGCUGGCUGUUUCUCUUUGUUGCCAGUCAUUUGGUUAAGCUAAGCUAAUUGCUGUAAGGUGCCAGCUCCAAAUUGAUCAUUGCAUAACUUCAAACAGGCCACAAAAUCAAGCUCAGCCCAUCAUUUGACAUCCUGCUAUACAUCCAAUUUUAGCAACUCUUAAGGCCUUUACACAAUAGAUGCGUAAAAUUCAUGCAAAUGUUUUACGCAUUAAAAUAUUUUUCAGACUCACCUGUUUUCAAUGCAGCCGUUCACAUGGAUCAUGUAAUUUUACAGGACGAAUUUGCUGCAUUUAUAAGUGAAUAAACAGAUCUAACCAGUCAGAUCACUGUAUUUGGCAAAAUGCGAGCUCAUAGCUCAAAACCCACACCGAGAUACUGAAUACAAAAUGCUAUGGAAAUAGUAAAAUAAUACUGUUAUACCUCAGACACACAAAUAGACGCUGCUCCAGGUCCAUCGGCUCUCUGAAAUUAUUUCCCUGCCUCCUCAGAUGCAGUCCCAACUCUACCAACAAGAGCUCAAAAUGCCCCCCUGACAUCCAGAAGUAUGUUGAUGUCUUGAUGUCAACCUUGUUUUCUUCACAGUGAAUUUUUUAAAAACACAAUCUGUCCGGAGUUUGUAUACAGGUUACAUGACAAGUUUUCAUCUGAAAAAUUUGGUGCAUAAAGGCCUUUAAACAGGCCCCUUUAUUUAAGCUGCUGCCCUAGCAAGCCACUUUGCAACCCGCCCCAGCCACAACACUGCCAACAGAGCCUUACUGCCAAACACAAAGUACUGCAGAUGGAAAUAAUCAUUUUAAUUAAAAAAAAAGUAGUGUGACUAAAUUAAAUAUUCCCUUUAUCUUUGUGUUCACUGGUUUUAUCCUGGAAGUGAUACUAUGGUUUAUUUAAACAAAAAGUUUAGCAUUUUGGUAUGCUUUUUAUUUUGUUUUUUUGCUAACAUUUACAUAAAAAUAUUCAUACCAUUCUUUUUUUUUGUAUGCUUAAUGUUUAGCUAUCAGCUGCUAAUUUGCUAACUUUGUUUAGCAUGAAGGCAGGAAUCAGGUGAAAGCAGCUAGCCUAGCAUCUCUAAAACCUUUUUGUUGAAUUCAUAUGAUAACAAAACUGCAAAGUGACUUAUCACCGCCUUACGGGUGAUAUUUCUUUUGGGGAAAACCAGGUAAUGGUUUCCAGUCUUAUGCUAACCUAAUCUAAUCUGCAGAUGGUAACAUAUUUACUAUACAGAAAGUGAAUAUCCAUUUUUUUCCUAAAAGAUCAUACUUUUUCUUAAAAAUUGAGCGCACAGCAGGUGAAUGUAAUAUUAGGAGUUACUUGUGCCCAUGACCGGUGUAUGUCACAUUGAUAUAUUGGCAUACUUUGUGUGUUUCACACCGGCAUCUGCCUCAGUAGUUGCGCAGAAAUAUAAUCCAAAAUAAGUUAAUGGUACUGCUGUUGUUAACCUCAAAGAAAUCUCAGCACAGUUUGUGUUUGUGCCUUUUUUUUAUACUGCAAUCUCUCUUCAGCAGAGAGCCUCAAGAUGCCUUUUCAGCUGUGCAAUGCCUGUCCAGUAUCUAUGCGCUGGAAAGGCAUCUUUAAAUUUUUAAUCCAUAUAUCUCUCUCAGGGGAUGUAGUACAUUCCUGAAAGGCUGAAAAGCAUUGAUUCAGCCACAUGUGACCAUAAAGGGUGUGUAUAGCGCUCUGUGCCAUGUCACAUGUACAUUUAAAUGCGCCCUUAGGACCGGUUGCCUUAUACCAGUAGCCCGACAAAAGAAUGCCAUGUGCCCAGACAGACUUUCCUGUUUGUUUGUGAUCAUUUAUUUGUAUUAUUGAGUGACUUUUUAUUGAAAGAUUUUCUUUGUGUUGGUGCUAUUGAGUGGAUUUGUAUAUAAUUAACGUGCCUUGCAUAUUGACGUUGGAGGAUGUGGUGGUGUUACAGUGCUUAACCAAUUUAUUAGACCACCACCCAAUGUGAGGUUUAUGCCACAGCUGCCCCAGAUUAACAGUGUUAGUAAUUAAAUCAUUUUUAGAUUUCUGUAAUGGCUACCUGUUUGUGCAAAUUCUUCCAUCAAAAUUUGGAAAUGAAAAUGUGAAUUCAGUUUGUUAUUUCCCUAAUAAAUAACAAUAUAAUUUUUCGCUUUAAAUUAUUUUUUGACAGAUUUUUUGUUUUCUUGUUUUUAUGACAAGUGGUCUAAUAAAUUUGUUAAGCACUGUGCAUGCAAGUGAUGUGUUUAUACUCAAGACAAUAUCAUCAUGGAAAUGAAGCUGUGCAAUUACCGACCAACAGUGCACACAAACCUGUAAAUACAAUGUUCAUACAAGUGUACAUAUUUGUACUUAACUGUUGUUGUUAAUAUUGUUUUAGCCUUUAAACAUUUGCUGUACAGAAAUAA